Molecule: messenger RNA, 1833 nt
Organism: Xyrauchen texanus (razorback sucker)
Lineage: Eukaryota; Metazoa; Chordata; Actinopteri; Cypriniformes; Catostomidae
Gene: lingo4a
Product: leucine rich repeat and Ig domain containing 4a
Exons: 1
Coding region: 7-1833 (608 amino acids)
Molecular function (GO): protein binding
Source: RefSeq, a predicted model, not a curated record
CUCCAGAUGUGUGUGGCUGCUGAUUGGAGGAGGGUGUACUGGUGGCUGGUCCUCCAGUGGGUAGUAGGUGUGGCACUAGCAGGGCCCUGUGCCCAGUGCUGCGACUGUUUGCCAAAGCUCCUCAUGGUCAACUGUUCAUCAAGACAACUGAACUCUGUUCCCGAGGGCAUUCUGGAAUAUGCCCAGAUGUUGAACUUGACGUAUAACCACUUAAAGACUCUGAUGAAGUGGCAGUUCUCUGGCCUAACACAAUUACGAGAGUUGGACCUUAGUGAUAACAUGCUGACAAUCAUUGAGGUUGAAGCCUUCUUUGGUCUGCAAAACCUCCUGACGCUGAGAGUUUCCCGCAACCGACUGAAGAUUAUAUCAGUUGGAGUGUUUGCUGGCCUUCCAAAUGUUCGACUGCUGGACAUCAGUGAGAACGAGAUCUUGGUGUUCCUGGAUGACAUGUUCCGAGAGAUGCCGUCUCUGCAGAAGCUGGAGGCCAGCGAGAAUGAUCUGGUCUUCAUCUCAAACCGUGCGUUCAGUGGUCUGAUAAACCUGCAAGAGCUGAACCUCAACAGGUGCAACCUGACAUUGGUGCCAGUGGAGGCAAUGUCUCAACUUACGGGCCUCUUGCAGUUGCGCUUCUGCAGAAUGGGGAUCACCACGUUGCCCAAUAACUCGUUCCGCCAGCUGAGCCGUUUGAGGGACCUCAGAGUGUCUCACUGUCCCUGGCUGGACUCGCUAGCCAUCAACAGUCUGAUUGGACUCAAUCUCACCUCCCUUACUCUCAGCCACUGUAACCUGAGCUCCAUACCGUAUUCCCCACUGCACCACCUGGUCUACCUGCGCUACUUGGACUUGUCCUACAACCCCAUUACCAGCAUCCAGUCCAAUCUCCUGGGGGACUUGUUACGCUUACAGGAGCUGCACUUGGUUGGCGCGAAUUUACUGAGAGUGGAACCGGGUGCAUUCCGUGGCCUUGCCUUUUUCCGCCUACUCAACAUGUCUUCCAAUCGGUUGGUGACCCUGGAAGAAUCGGUGUUCCACUCAGUAGCUACACUGGAGGUUUUGAGGUUGGAUGGGAACCCUCUGGCGUGUGAUUGCCGUCUGCUCUGGGUGAUGCGUAGACGUCUACAACUUCGCUUUGAAGGGCAGCCACCAACCUGUGCCUCACCUGUACAGGUACAAGGCAGGAGGUUUGGUGACUUUACAGAAGUUGAACUUCCAUGGUUGUUCAUCUGUCGGCAUUCACGUAUUCUCACUCGUAAACCGCAAGAUGUUCGCACAGAUGAGGGGCAUACUGUCCUGUUGUUCUGCGAAGCAGAUGGAGACCCCGAACCUUCUAUCACUUGGCUGAGUCCGAAACGCUCCCUCCUUACUGGGUCCGGUAGAAUUCGCGUACUAAGCAACGGGACCCUUGAGGUGCGUUACGCACAGGUUCAAGACAGCGGCUACUACCUUUGCAUCGCUUCUAAUGCUGCAGGAAAUGACAGCAUCUCUGUGAGCCUGCGGGUGCGUGGAUUUCCCUCUUCUACUCGAAACCGUUCUGGUCCCUUCUUUCUGGAGGGGUGGAGCUUUGUGUCUGGACAAGCACCGGGCAACGGUUCUCACGGUUCACAGCCAUUUCCAUUUGACGUGAAGACGCUGGUGAUCGCGGUGACCAUGGGCUUCUUGUCGUUCCUGAGCUCAGUGGCAAUCUGUUUCAUCUUCAUGUUUUUAUGGAGUCAGAGCAAAGGCCAAAUCAAACACACGGCAACUAUUGAUUUCGUCCCACGCAGCUCUGCGUCUGCGGGAGGGUGUGGAAGGACGACCAUGGAGACGGGCAGGUUCACGAUGAAGCUGGUCUGA